This is a messenger RNA of Macroventuria anomochaeta, 2204 nucleotides long. Its product is annotated as peptidase S28. Bases 169 to 1821 code for a protein of 550 amino acids. Gene Ontology annotation, biological process: proteolysis. The transcript has 2 exons. Gene Ontology annotation, molecular function: dipeptidyl-peptidase activity; serine-type exopeptidase activity. The record is from RefSeq and is a predicted model, not a curated record. Lineage: Eukaryota; Fungi; Ascomycota; Dothideomycetes; Pleosporales; Didymellaceae.
CGUUCGUUGCACCUCCACCUUCCUUAAGCACAAUGGCUCGCCUUGUACUAUGAUUGUACCCCUGCUAUCAUGUAGCAGUCGUCUUCGUCAUACCGCAUAGCGGACUGUAUAUAUUCGGUUGUCUUCCGUGCUUCCUGUCGUGCGUGUUCGCAUCAGCAUUCUUACGCCAUGCGUUUUUCAACUGUCAUCACAGGGCUCUUGUUUGGCCUUGAGGCCACAGCCAUUCGGGUUAGGCCGAUUCAAGCUGGCCAGAUAGAUGCAGAGGCCCAGUACAAAAGGUCACGACGCAGCCUUUACAAGCGCGACGACGAACUCGACCUGACACUGUUGUACCCUGAACACAACAUCUCGGUGCCCAUUGACUUCUUCCACAAUGACACUCGUUACGAGCCGCACUCCAACGGAUCUUUCAAUCUGAGGUACUGGUUUGACGACACUUACUACGAACCUGGCGGCCCAGUCUUCGUCCUUCUUGGGGGUGAAACCGAUGGUGCUGGUCGUCUGCCCUACUUGCAGAAGGGCAUCGUCCAUCAAGUCAUCAAGGCUACUAAGGGUCUCGGAGUCAUUCUGGAGCAUCGUUACUACGGCACCAGCUUUCCUACCGAGGAUCUCACUACUGAAAACCUGCGCUUCUUGUCGACCGAGCAAGCUCUUGCCGAGGUUGACUACUUUGCGAGGAAUGUCAAGUUCGCUGGCCACGAGGACAAGGACCUUACAGCGCCUUCCACUCCUUGGGUCGUGUAUGGUGGCUCCUACGCCGGUGCUCAAUCAGCUUUCUUGCGCGUCACGUACCCUGAAACAUUCUGGGGUGCGAUCUCUUCUUCCGGAGUUACAGUCGCCAUCUACGACUUCUGGCAAUACUUUGAGCCCAUCAGAUUGUUUGGGCCUCCCGACUGCAUCAAGAACACUCAGACGCUUGUUGAUGUUGUUGACAAGCAUUUGCUGGGUAACAACACCGCCAACAUCCAGGCUCUGAAGACCGCUUUCGGCCUUGGCAAUGUCACAGACAACAGGGACUUUGCAAACCAGCUAAUUGGCGUCUAUGGAUGGCAGAGCACCAAUUGGGACCCUGAGAUCAACUCGCCCUCCUUCUACAACUACUGCCGCAAUGUAACCCAAUCAGUCGAUCAAGCUGAGCCUGCCACUGAGAGUCUGCGCCCUACUGUUGCUGGCCUGGUCUCGGCAGCUGGCUACGGCAACGACACACUGGUACAGAACAUCACCCUGAACGCCAUCAGCUGGGUCAACAAGACCGUUCUCCCUGGCUGGCGACGAUCCAACUACACACAGGACCGCUACUUUACCACCCUCAACGCGACCGCUCUGCAGCAGUACACUUCUCUCGAGGACUACGGCUACACCAGCUGGAGCUACCAAGUCUGCACUGAAUGGGGCUACAUUCAGACCGGCAACACGCCCGCCGAUAUCCAGCCUCUCAUCUCACGUACUCUCGACCUUGAGUACCUGACCUUCUUCUGCCGCGCGCAGUUCAACAUCACCACACCACCUGAUCUCGAGAAAGUUAACAAGUACGGUGGCUUCAACAUCAGCUACUCUCGUCUUGCCCACAUUGGUGGAAAUGCUGAUCCCUGGCGCCCAGCUACACCGCUGUGGUACCCUGAGAGCAGGGAGGAUACGGUCGAGGAGCCGUGGCACCUGAUUAGCCAUGGUGUGCAUCACUGGGAGGAGAACGGUAUCUUUGACAAUGAGACGACGCCUAUCCUGCCGCCGUACCAGGUCAUCUAUGCUCAGCAGUACUUGAAGAACUUCGUUGUUGAUUGGUUGGAUGAGUGGAAGGGUGGUUAUCAGACCGAGCUCUAGAUUAAGCUGGCACAGGAUGAAUACGUCGAAUAUCGAUACACUCUGGGGUAGCCUACUUGAUUGGCACACAAAACCAUGAAUUGUAACAUGAUGAUGUGACUGAGGGACGCUCCAAGUAUCCAGUGAUCAUUGCUUGAGUCACAGUGACUGUCAGCAACUUUUGCCAGUUUUACAAAAUCCCUCGUGGUUGAUGGUUUGUUGUUUGUACUCGUCCGGCCCAACAAUCGCAGUCUGUGCCCGAAGUUCACAUAAUCCUGAUACUGUAUCCUACGCUCCACACUGACACUCGUCAUCACUUGGUUAAACCAUGUCGAGGUUUUCGGUCUACUUUCACGCCACCAAUCCGAACCCCGUCUUCACACAUUGCCAACGAGGACUACCUG